GAAAUCCUCUCUCCGUCUCUCUCUCUGGAAAGAAAGCGAACAGACGCCAUGGACGUUGCUUAUUUCCACAACAUCCCCUUCCCUUCUCCCAUUCCCUCUUCUCCUUCUGUCUCUCCCUCUUCUCCUCGCUUUCGGUCUCUCUCCUUUCUAUCAAGGGUUUCCAUUUCGAAUCCCUUCCUCAAAAAUCCUAGCGAUUCACCUGCAUUUCGCCCGAUCCUUCGACGGAAUCUCUGCUCGGCCUGUGGCGGCGCUGAUACGCUGGUCGCCGGACCGCAGAAAGAAGGGAAUUUGCGCCCAUUCGUUAGUGGCAACGGAGGAGGUGAUGAAAUCGGGGACUUGAAGUCCUGGAUGCACAGCAAAGGGCUGCCACCUUGUAAGGUCGUUCUCAAGGAGAAGGCAUCACAUGACGAGAACCUCCGUCCGAUUCAUUAUGUUGCUGCGAGCGAGGAUCUUGAUGCAGGGGAUGUAGCAUUCUCGGUUCCGAAUUCGUUGGUAGUAACUCUCGAGAGGGUUUUGGGGAACGAAACGAUUGCGGAGUUGUUAACAACCAACAAAUUAUCAGAGUUGGCCUGCUUGGCAUUGUAUCUCAUGUAUGAAAAGAAGCAGGGGAAGAAGUCUUUCUGGCAUCCAUUUAUUAGAGAGCUUGAUCGCCAACGUGGAAGAGGGCAGCUUGCUGUUGAAUCUCCACUUCUGUGGUCAGAAAGUGAAUUGGCAUACCUGACCGGCAGCCCUACAAGGGCUGAAGUGCUUGAAAGGGAUGAAGGGAUCAAGAGAGAGUACAAUGAGCUAGACACAGUUUGGUUUAUGGCUGGUUCAUUGUUUCAGCAAUAUCCUUAUGACAUACCUACCGAGGCUUUUCCAUUUGAGAUCUUCAAACAAGCUUUUGUAGCAGUUCAGUCUUGUGUAGUGCAUUUGCAGAAAGUCAGCUUGGCUCGGAGAUUUGCUUUAGUUCCUCUAGGGCCCCCAUUACUGGCUUACAAAAGCAACUGCAAGGCAAUGCUGGCUGCUACAGAUGGUGCUGUUCAACUGGUGGUGGAUCGGCCUUAUAAAGCUGGGGAAUCAAUUGUUGUCUGGUGCGGGCCGCAACCAAAUUCAAGGUUGCUUCUGAACUAUGGAUUUGUAGACGAAGAUAAUCCUUACGACCGUAUAGUGGUAGAGGCAUCACUGAAUACUGAGGAUCCUCAAUAUCAGGACAAGAGAAUGGUUGCUCAAAGAAAUGGAAAAUUAGCCGUCCAAGUUUUUCAUGUGUAUGUGGGAAGAGAAAAGGAAGCUGUCUCAGAUAUGCUUCCUUAUCUACGAUUAGGCUAUGUUUCGGAUCCAGCUGAGAUGCAAUCAGUUAUUUCUUCGCAAGGCCCCAUAUGUCCUGUAAGCCCAUGCAUGGAACGUGCGGUUCUGGAUCAACUUUCUGAUUAUUUCAAGGCUCGACUUGCUGGCUACCCUACAACCUCAUGCACAGAUAAUGCUUUGUUGGCAGAUCCCAGUUUGGACCCAAAGAAACGAGUUGCGAUCCAGCUUAUAAAAUUAGAAAAAAAAAUGCUGAAUGCAUGUCUUCAAGUUACAGUUGGAUUCAUAAACCAACUACCUGAUCACACUGUAUCUCCCUGCCCUGCUCCUUAUGCACCUCUAUUGAAAUAAAGGUUGCAGGAUCCUUCUCACUAGAAUUGGUUACUCACCUCAUCCGGUCAUAUCCUGCAAAGCUGAGCAAGUUCACAGCAGCAUUCACUGUCUCAAUUCUAAGGGUAAACUUAAACAAGGUCGCAAGUCAGGCUGUUCUAAAUUAUGUUGCGGCAUCCUGGAAUGUCUGGAUCAUAUCCUAGAGAGUGUGCUAUGGAUUCUGGGGCAUGGUGAGAUACAUUUUUUGGAUAUGUGAACGGGCAGCAAGCACUUGAUUAAGCUCUUGGAGGACCAGAGGGAAUUUGAUUUGGAUUUGAAGGUUAUCGAUGCAUCGUUGAAUAGCGGGGACUGUGCUGCAUCUGUUCAUGAUUGCUCCAUCCAUUCUUGCGUGCUUCAGGAGGUCCAAUAGUGUGGCCUGUGUCUGUAUAUUGGAGGACCAAAUUGUCUAGAAACAGUUAGCUGAAGGGUCUUCUUCAGGGCCUAUUUGGUUUUUCAAUUACAACAGUAAAUGACUGUAAAUGGAUAGUGAUUAUUUACUAUUGUAAUUGUGUGGUGACACAAGUUACAUUUGACUACAAUGACGAUUUUGCUACAUUGUCUGUUUCACCCUGAAAUUAAUGUAAAAUGGUAUAGUUUUGUAAUUUGAAAUUGUAAUGAUUACAAUUUACUGUACCUACUUCC
Magnolia sinica is the source of this 2295-nucleotide messenger RNA. RefSeq lists its product as uncharacterized. The record is from RefSeq and is a predicted model, not a curated record. Gene Ontology annotation, biological process: peptidyl-lysine monomethylation. Gene Ontology annotation, cellular component: chloroplast stroma. The coding region runs from base 49 to 1635 and encodes 528 amino acids. Gene Ontology annotation, molecular function: protein-lysine N-methyltransferase activity. The transcript has 14 exons. NCBI's taxonomy places the organism in Eukaryota, Viridiplantae, Streptophyta, Magnoliopsida, Magnoliales, Magnoliaceae.